AUGGUAACAGAUGUUGUUAAAAACACUGCUCCUCAAACAUCCAUUGCAAGAAAGAGGAGAAAGCUUAUUCUUAAAGCAAAGAGGGAUUAUCGACACCGUGUCAGAUCAAGCAACCUCACUUCCCAUUUAAAUCAUAAUUUUACAUCCUCUGUAACAUAUGAAACCACUAUUGAAACGGCUAUGGCUAGAAAGAGAAGGAAGAUAAUCUUGGAUAACAGAAAAAGAUUGAGAAAUUUGUUCAAUACUGAAGUUAGUAGGGUUCAAAAUACAAACAACAUUGUUAGUCAAAGUCAGAACAUGGAUCAUGCAUCUACUUCAAAUUAUAAUAUGUCAAGUCAGUCCAUGGAACACCCAUCUACCUCAAAUCAUAAUAUGUCUGUUGAAUCUCAUUAUCAAGACAAUGAUGACUCCAACUCUGACAAUAAUUUAAAUUCUUCUAAUAGUUCCGACUCUGACGAAGAUUCAGACCCGACACAAUUACAGGAGGCCCAUCUUCAAGAAUAUUACGAUAUUGGCGAUCAAAGUUAUGAAUGCGCACACUGCCAAGCAUGUAUGUGGUACCAAGAAAAAGUGAAUAGACACAAAAUUACAGCAACUCCUCGCUUUUAUCGUUGCUGCCAUGGAGGAAAAAUUGUUCUUCCGUUCCUUGAACAACCUCCACAGGUGUUGCAAGAUCUUCUAUUUAAUAAAACAUAUUCAGAUAGUAAAAACUACCAGGCUAACAUACGAACAUACAACGCAAUGUUCUCAUUCACUUCCCCUGGAAUGAAGUUCGACACAACAUACUCUAAAAGAGGAGGACCCCCUACUUUGAGACUGCAGGGUCAGACCUGUCAUCGAAUUGGUACACUACUGCCAGAAACAGGGCAACCUCCGCAAUAUGCUCAAUUAUACAUCUAUGACACGGACAAUGAAGUUGAACACAGAAUAAAAUGUUUCAAGGACAACAAAGGCAUCGAGCGACCGGUUGUCAAUAAGCUCAAGAUGAUGUUAGAUGAGCACAAUGUUCAUGCCAAAGCUUUUAGAAUGGCAAGGGAUGUUUUAAGGACAAAUUCUUUCACAGAUUUAAAACUCAGGCUUAUUUCUGAUAGAUCCGAAGAUGGCCGUGUUUACAACAAACCUACUGUCUCAGAAGUGGCUACACUCAUUGUGGGAGACAUUGAUUCUGCUGAUAAAAGGGACAUCUUAAUUCAGCGCCGCAAUGGUGGUUUGCAACGAAUAGAUGAGUUUCACCCAGCAUAUUUGGCUUAUCAGUAUCCUCUUAUAUUUCCUUAUGGCGAAGAUGGUUACAGGAAAAAUAUAAUGCACAGAUAUCGCCAUGAAACUGAGGUCACUAGGAGAAACCGUCAAAGCAUUAAGGAUUGGUUUUCUUACCGGUUAAAACAACGUCGCAAAGAGGCAAAAACACUACUUUACUCAAGACGCCUAUUUCAACAAUUCUUAGUCGACGGCUAUGCUAUGAUGGAAUCCGAACGACUGAAUUGGUUGAGAGAUAAUCGAUCGAAAUUAAGAGUGGGCAAAUAUAAUAAUUUGAGCGCUCAAACUGAUGGCGAUACAAGAAAUGAACACCAAAAGCGAGGAAAACGAGUUGUUCUGCCAUCAACAUUUGUUGGUAGCAAAAGAUAUAUGGAUCAACUAUAUUUUGACGGUAUGGCCAUUUCAAGUCAAUUGGGAUUCCCUGAUUUAUUUGUUACUUCUACCUGCAACCCAAAUUGGCCUGAAAUUAAAAGAGCAUUGUCAGGCACAGGUCUACAACCCCAUGAUAGGCCAGAUAUCAUUUCAAAAGUUUUCAAAAUAAAGUUUGAUACCCUCAUGGAUGAUAUUACAAAACACCAUGUCGUUGGAAAAGUGAUUGCAUAUAUGUACACCAUUGAAUUCCAAAAGCGGGGAUUGUCACAUGCUCACAUUUUGAUAUUCCUACACCCUCAGAGCAAAUACCCAACACCAUCUGACAUAGACAAGAUCAUUUCUGCUGAAAUUCCCGACCCGACUGUUCAUCCCAAUUUAUACAAAUUGGUUAAGGCACAUAUGAUGCAUGGACCCUGUGGCCUUGCGCGCGUGACCUCACAAUGUAUGAAGAAUGGACGAUGUUCUAAAUACUAUCCCAAAAAGUUUAUUGAACACACUAUUGUUGAUGCAGAGGGAUAUCCACUGUAUAGGAGAAGAUCAAAAACCUUCACUAUUGAAAAAAAUGGCUAUGACAGAAUAACAGCAGCAGUUUCAACAAAUAGCAAUCAACCUGUUGAUGAAAUCCAACAAUAUCUCAACUGCAGAAAACCAGCUGUGGAACGUAUGUUCUAUCAUUUGGUUGAGGAGAAACCUAUAUACUAUACAGAUUAUGCACGCAUGGAAAAUGUGCUGGAAACUGCAAGUGUGACUGAAUCAAUGUUUACUGCAUGGUUGGUGGCAAAUGCUAAAUAUGAAGAGGCACAAACGUUAACUUAUGGUCAAUUUGUCUCAAAGUUUGUUUAUCACAAAAAACAGAGAGAAUGGAAACCGCAGAAAAAAGGCUUCACCAUUGGACGUCUCAUAUGGGUUCUGCCAACAACUGGUGAACUGUUUUACCUGCGCAUGAUGUUGACGGUGGCAAAAGGACCAACAACAUAUGAGGAAAUCAGGACCGUGGAUAACAUUCAGUAUGAUACAUUCAGAGAUGCAUGCUUUGCAAUGGGAUUUCUUGAAGACGACAAAGAAUACAUAGCUGCUAUAAAGGAGGCAAGUCAUUGGGGGACUGGUCAUUUUCUUCGAAAACUGUUUGUUAUCAUGCUUUUGUCUGGUGCUGUUAAUCGCCCUGCACAUGUUUGGGAACAAACUUGGCUCCUAUUAUCUGAUGGUGUCUUACAUACACAAAGAGCAUUGGCUGCAAAUCCAGAAUUGGUCCUCACACGAGAAGAGUUACAAAAUUUGACUUUAAUAGAAAUUGAGAAACUGCUUCAAGCAAAUAGAAGGACACUAAAGGAUUUUAGUCCUAUUCCAUAUCCGGAUGCUUAUGUUCUUGAACAGUUGGGAAACAGGCUCAUAUAUGAUGAGCGUAACUAUGAUACAGCGUCAAUGAACUCAGAAUUAGAAAAUCUGUUUGCUGCUCUUACAGGUGAGCAAAGAGGUAUUUAUGAAAAAAUCAUCCACGCUGUGGAGUCUCAGAAACAUGCCAUUUUCUUCCUUCAUGGUUAUGGUGGUACCGGAAAAACAUAUAUGUGGAGAACACUCGCAGCCGCUUUAAGAUCAAAACACGAUAUAUGUUUAACUGUUGCAACUAGCGGUAUAGCAUCAUUGUUACUUCCAGGAGGUAGAACUGCACAUUCAAAGUUCAGGAUACCAGUACCAACUAUGGACAAUUCUACUUGCAAGUUUGAAUUCAACGAUGAUGUUGCAGACAUGUUACGACAGACAAAGCUUAUAAUAUGGGAUGAGGCACCAAUGGCGCAUAAGUAUGCAAUAGAAUCGCUUGACAGAACUUUGAAAGAUGUUAUGAGUGCAGACAAAAAUUCAACUGAUGUAUUCGGUGGAAAGGUUGUUGAUUUCGGGGGCAAUUUCAGACAGAUUUUACCUGUCGUCCCCAGAGGCAGUUGUUCCGAUAUUGCACACUGUGCCAUAAAUGCAUCUUACAUAUGGCAUUCAGUUGAGGUAUUAACAUUGACAAGAAACAUGCGGCUACAAACAGGAUCAACACAGACUGACAAAAAUGAGAUAACACAGUUUUUAGAUUGGCUUUUAAGAAUAGCAGAGGGCCAAAUAUCUGAGCCUAAUGACGGCACAGCCGAAAUUAACAUACCACCUGAUAUUCUGAUAAUAGAAUUCGAUGAUCCAAUUGUGGCCAUUGUCAAUACCACAUACCCUGAUUUCAUAAAUAAUUUCCAAUGUGUUGAUUACCUUAAAAGUCGAGCGAUACUUGCCUCUACACUGGAGAUUAUUGAUCAGAUCAAUGACCAUAUACUUAACUUGAUGCUAGUCAACAAUGGAGAGAUUCGUGACUACUACAAUGCAAAUUCAGUUGACAAGUCUGAGAUUCAUGACCCAACAGUAGUUGAUAUCCUCACGCCAGAAUUUCUAAGUUCCCUCCGAACAUCAGGUUUGCCAAACCAUCACUUAAAACUAAAGGUUGGGACACCUAUAAUGCUCAUGAGAAAUAUAGAUCAAUCUGAAGGUUUGUGUAACGGCACAAGGCUGUGUAUAACAAAGAUGGCAGCCCAUGUACUCGAGGCUUCAAUAAUGGGUGGUAAAGGGACAGUCAUUGGAUAA
Molecule: messenger RNA, 4239 nt
Organism: Vicia villosa (hairy vetch)
Lineage: Eukaryota; Viridiplantae; Streptophyta; Magnoliopsida; Fabales; Fabaceae
Exons: 10
Coding region: 1-4239 (1412 amino acids)
Biological process (GO): DNA repair; telomere maintenance
Molecular function (GO): DNA helicase activity
Source: RefSeq, a predicted model, not a curated record